Molecule: messenger RNA, 1483 nt
Organism: Dreissena polymorpha
Lineage: Eukaryota; Metazoa; Mollusca; Bivalvia; Myida; Dreissenidae
Exons: 10
Coding region: 353-1483 (376 amino acids)
Molecular function (GO): metallopeptidase activity
Source: RefSeq, a predicted model, not a curated record
CGAUAUGAAAUGUCACAUAGUACCUGUUUACACCAAAGGUGCGAUUUGAGUUCACAUCAACUAGAAUGAUAAUGCACAACCUCGUGGAUUUGUAAGAUGUCUAUUUGUAACCGAUUUAUAUUAGCAGAAAAAAAACAGUUUUAAAGGAGUUCCUAGUAACAACAAUUAGUCAAGUCGUUGUUCAAAGCGAAACGUCAUUGUUAUCAAAGUCGGAAAAUAGAGUCUCCAAUAUACGGAUUAAAAUUAGUAUUCAACACGAUCUUGAGUUGGAUGACGAAACAUACACAAAAAAUAUUGAAAGCAGAUUGUUAGAUGAAUUAACUACGAGAGGCUAGUUGGUUACACCGACACCAUGACUAAAUUAUUGCUCGCUGUUUGUAUCGUCUUGAUCGCUGCGUCUUUGCUGCAGACGACAGAUGCUCGUCCCCAUAGGGAAAAAAGAAACAAGGAUCCAGGUGAAGAAAAACCCUUUUCCUUUCAAUCGCGUGAACGAAAGGAAUUUCGUAACAACAUACUACCCGAAACACUGCUGUACGAAAUUGAAAUAGAAGGAUUUCCAGUGUUCGAGCUGGACCUCGUGUUGAGCUACAAGAUGAAUGUACCGGAAAGUGUCAUUGGAAACUUAGCAAGGGAUUCCUGCAAAGGAAGUCAUAAACGGGAAAAGACGGUCGGCAUAUAUACAGAUCUAAACGGACACGGAUCUUUCGCAUGUGAAGCGAGUACAGGAAAUGAUUGGCAGUUGAACUGCGAUAUCAGCGGGCUUUUCCAUUUCAAUGGUACGUCCUGCUACAUCGGAGGUGAAGUAGACGAAGCCGUGUGCUUCGACGAUACCACGGAAGGACACCUGGAAUGCCGUUACCCACCUGAUGUUGUGAGACCGAAUAGUUCCGUUGAUAUGAAUCAAACAGCAGAUUUACUGGGUCGUGACCGUCGCUCCAUUCACCCUUCCCCGGGGUUCAAGGUCGUUGAAGUCGCAUUUGCACUGGACGCUGCAUUCAUGAAACAGUUUUACGAUCGCCAUCGAGGCAAUACUGCGGCUGCCGAAAAGGAAGCUGAUCUGUUCGUGGUACUUUUUGUAAACGAGAUGAACGUUUUCUACGCGUCUGUCAAAGAGGUUUCUGACGGUCAACUUGACCUAUACGUUUAUCCUGCGGCUAUCGUCUACCCAGGCUACGGGUAUGAUUUCCGCUGGGCUUCGAACUACAAUGACGGUGGUCGUCUACAAAGUAGUACAGCCUCCGACGAAGAGCUAAGAUUGUUCUUCAACAGUGAAUUUACAACCAACCAUCAUGACUUUGCCAUGGCUCUAACGGGGUUGGAUCUCAUUGACCAGGACGGAAGCGAUGGGUUGCUAGGUUACGCCUUCCUCGGUUCGGUUUGUGUAGACAGCAGUAACACACUGAGUAAAUACAAGUACGCUAUCAACGAGUUCACAAUCAGCAACGUGGCCUGGGUGGCUUCACAUGAACUGGGACACGCGUAA